Molecule: messenger RNA, 593 nt
Organism: Neodiprion virginianus
Lineage: Eukaryota; Metazoa; Arthropoda; Insecta; Hymenoptera; Diprionidae
Exons: 3
Coding region: 159-482 (107 amino acids)
Source: RefSeq, a predicted model, not a curated record
CGUAUAUCGAGAAUUCAGAUUGCUGUGUACAGGCUUUGACUAUUCGGGACAUAGUCAAGCACCGAUAUCUUAUGGUUAAAAAAAGGCUGUGUAAUGUAGUUUGAUCAUUGUACUUCCCCGAAACUCACUGUGAAUAAUGUGCGAAUGACGUGCAGUGUAUGGUCCAUAAAAGAACCGAGUUACUAAUUAAAAACAGCCGGGGACAUCGAAGUGUAAAAAGUGUGUCACCACCAUACAACGUGAGAUGCUACGAGAACUACUGCAUGUAUAGUGUGGAGCAACCCGGAGGAGAGUUAAGCAGAGACAUCCGAGUAACUUCUCCAUUACUCAGCAACGUUGGUGAGUUUGCAUGUGUUAGGUUACGGGUAUUUCCCUGGGACUCCUUUAUCAUGUGGCGUGGCGGUAACAAUUGUUACACAUAUCUUCAAUUUUUUAGCUGUAUAGAUAGGCUCAUUCGUGAUCACAACAGUGCUCGACUUUGAGUUGGACCGUUUCUUUUUUUUUGUUACGGUUGACCUAUUUUACUGUGUUUACUCAAAGUUAAAAAUUUUGCAUGUUGUUGAAAGUGGAAUGAGCAUCGCGACAGUUUAUCA